Messenger RNA from Iphiclides podalirius (scarce swallowtail), 204 nucleotides. NCBI's taxonomy places the organism in Eukaryota, Metazoa, Arthropoda, Insecta, Lepidoptera, Papilionidae. The record is from the annotation of a GenBank genome assembly.
AUGAACAAUACGAUGUACGCGAUUCAAAUGCAGUCUGAGCCAUUUGAGAGGCGUAGCUAUCCUAAUUUUUUUAUAUUUAUUAUCCUGGCUGUUGUGUUGGUGAAGGCCAAUUGUAAAUUAUCGGAUAACGCCAGCCCACAAGAUGGCCGACUGUUAUUCGUAAGGAAGUGGCACAGGUCGAGGACGAGGUGGUGCAAGCCCCAG